Molecule: messenger RNA, 1644 nt
Organism: Saccostrea cuccullata (small rock oyster)
Lineage: Eukaryota; Metazoa; Mollusca; Bivalvia; Ostreida; Ostreidae
Product: transcription factor AP-2-epsilon-like
Exons: 1
Coding region: 1-1329 (442 amino acids)
Biological process (GO): regulation of cell population proliferation; anatomical structure development; regulation of transcription by RNA polymerase II
Cellular component (GO): nucleus
Molecular function (GO): RNA polymerase II transcription regulatory region sequence-specific DNA binding; DNA-binding transcription factor activity, RNA polymerase II-specific
Source: RefSeq, a predicted model, not a curated record
AUGAGAAGUGCAAUGGAAGGUGGUGAAAGUGGACUUUAUAAUGGACAUUCUGACAAUUCUUCCACCCAUAAUGGACAACUUACACCCCUGAGUAACACAGCCCUGACCUCACAGUCCAGGAUGUAUCCUCAGACCUGCCAGUCAUUCCCGGGGGGACUGUACCCGACCUCUUGUCAGUCACAUGAAGGUGUGUAUUCCUCUGCUGGUAUCCCGUCCCACAAUGGAUUGCCUCCACAAUAUCCCCCCACCAGUCAGGGAGUGGAGUAUCCAUUCUUUCCACCCCCAUUCAUGAUUUCACAACCUCCAGGAAUGGAGAGAUAUCCGAGCCAGCAUUCUCAGUAUAAUGGAGAACAUUAUCCUCCAAUGAACUUUUACCAAUCACAACAGAAUGAUUAUCCUUCACAUAGCUUGAAUGGAACCUCAGAGUUCAAGCAAGACCCCGCUUACCUGAGAGAUGACAUUGAAAAUCUUCCUGUCAUGUAUGGUGAGCAAAACCAACAACCAGAUAAUCUGCACAUGUCCGAGUCCUCUUAUAGUGGUUCUCCAAAUAGCAACGAUUCUCCAGUUCAAGAUACAAGUUAUGUUCCGAGGGAAAUCUCCAACCAAAUGGAGUUUCAGAGAGCACUUCUACCUCACAAGGAAUCCAGAUCACAUGAUAUGCCUGUGUCUAGUUCCACUGGUCCAGCGGAUGUUUUCUGUCUCGUGGAUGGCCGUCUUUCUCUACUCAGCAGUACCUCGAAGUACAAAGUCACGGUGGCUGAGAUCCAGAGAAGGUUAUCCGCUCCCGAGUGUCUCAAUGCCUCACUUCUGGGAGGAGUCCUCCGGAGGGCAAAGUCCAAAGAUGGUGGCAAGAACCUGCGAGAGAAGCUGGAUAAGAUCGGCCUAGCUCUACCUGCCGGGAGAAGGAAGUCCGCACCCGUGACACUUCUGACCUCUGUAGUGGAGGGGGAAGCCAUUCGUCUCGCUCGUGAUUUUGGAUAUUUAUGUGAAACUGAAUUUCCAUCAAGACAGUGUGCCAAAUAUAAUGUUACAAAGUAUCGUAGCAACAUUCCCGAAGAACAGAUGGCAAGGAAAAACAUGAUCAUUGCCUCAAAACAGAUUUUAAAAGAAUUUAUGGACAUUUUAAAUCAGGACCGUUCCCCCAUAGGAAACUCCAGACCCCAGAAUAUUUUGGAGCCAGAAAUUCAGAAUCCCCUGACCCGAUUCAGUAUGAUUUGUCACGGAUUUGGGUCUCCUGCCAUUGUGGCCUCACUGGCUACUGUACAAACUUAUCUCACAGAGAUGCUGAAACACAUGGAUAAAGAGUUCCCAACCGGGCCAAAGGAAUAAUGACAGUUACAAAGAAUUAAGUGCUUGAUAUUUGUUUUUCUCAAUUUCUGUUGAUUUUUUUUUAACGAUGAAGAAUUUAAUAUUCUUAUCUAUGUUAAGCAUUCAGUAAUAUUUUAUAGAUGUUACUUGCAUUGUACAGUGAUUUAGAGUAUUAAUGAUGGUUGAACGAUAUUUUUUGUACUUAAAUCUGUAAGUAUGGCCAAAGAUUAAUUUGAAUGCUGUUUAGAAUGUGUUUAAAGCUUAAUAGUAUGUUUUUGCACAAUUAAUGAUAUUGAUAUUUAUUUCUUAUUUUAUGAUGAUAUGUUACAUGAAUUA